Molecule: messenger RNA, 1872 nt
Organism: Trichosurus vulpecula (common brushtail)
Lineage: Eukaryota; Metazoa; Chordata; Mammalia; Diprotodontia; Phalangeridae
Gene: ERF
Product: ETS2 repressor factor
Exons: 4
Coding region: 17-1621 (534 amino acids)
Biological process (GO): cell differentiation; regulation of transcription by RNA polymerase II
Cellular component (GO): nucleus
Molecular function (GO): sequence-specific DNA binding; DNA-binding transcription factor activity, RNA polymerase II-specific
Source: RefSeq, a predicted model, not a curated record
CAGCCGCCCCCCAGCUAUGAAGACCCCGGCAGACACAGGUUUUGCCUUCCCGGACUGGGCCUACAAGCCCGAGUCCUCCCCGGGCUCUCGGCAGAUCCAGCUGUGGCAUUUCAUCUUGGAGCUGCUCCGGAAGGAAGAAUACCAGGAUGUCAUCGCGUGGCAGGGGGACUAUGGCGAGUUCGUCAUCAAGGACCCCGAUGAGGUGGCGCGCCUGUGGGGCGUCCGCAAGUGCAAGCCCCAAAUGAAUUAUGACAAGCUCAGCCGGGCACUGCGUUACUACUAUAACAAGCGCAUCCUUCACAAGACCAAGGGAAAAAGAUUCACCUACAAGUUCAACUUCAACAAGCUUGUGCUGGUGAAUUACCCGUUCAUUGACGUGGGGCUGGCCGGUGGGGCCGUGCCUCAGAGCGCCCCGCCGGUGCCCUCUGGGGGAGGCCACUUCCGGUUCCCCCCCUCGACGCCCUCUGAGGUGCUGUCCCCCACGGAGGACCCUCGCUCGCCCCCGGCCUGCUCGGCCUCCUCGUCAGCCUCUUCGCUCUUCUCAGCCGUGGUGGCCCGACGUUUGGGCAGAGGCUCUGUCAGCGACUGCAGCGAUGGCACCUCAGAGCUGGAGGAGGCCCUGGUGGAGGACCCCAGGGCCCGCCCCCCAGGCCCCCCAGAGCUCGGUGCCUUUCGGGGACCCCCACUGGCCCGACUGGCUCCCGAUGCGGGCGUCUUCCGUGUCUACCCCCGGCCCCGUGGAGGCCCGGAGCCCCUGAGCCCCUUCCCUGUCUCCCCCCUGGCUGGCCCUGGCUCCCUGCUUCCCCCCCAGCUCUCCCCAGCUAUGCCUGUGACCCCUACCCACCUGGCCUACAGUCCGUCCCCUACGCUGAGCCCCAUGUAUCCUGGGGGGGGUGGUGGUUCUGGAGGGGGGUCCCACUUCUCUUUCAGCCCGGAGGACAUGAAGCGGUACCUCCAGGCCCACACUCAGAGUGUCUACAAUUACCACCUCAGCCCUCGGGCUUUCCUGCACUAUCCGGGGCUGGUGGUCCCUCAGCCCCAGCGCCCAGACAAGUGUCCGCUGCCACCCCUGGCCCCCGAGACGCCACCUGCCCCGUCCUCGGCAUCUUCUUCUUCCUCGUCCUCCUCGUCCUCCCCGUUCAAGUUCAAGCUGCAGCCCCCUCCUCUGGGCCGUCGCCAGCGUGAGCGGGAGAAGCCCCUGGCAGGGGCUGAGAAAGGCGUGGGGGCCCCUGCAGGGGACACUCCUCCAGCUCCUGGCCCAGCCCCACCCCAGAUCAAGGUGGAGCCCAUCUCAGAGGGAGAGUCGGAGGAGGUGGAGGUGACCGACAUCAGUGAUGAAGAUGAUGAUGAGGAUGGGGAGGUGUUCAAGGCUCCUCGGGUGCCCCCUGCGCCCCCCAAGGUGGAACCUGGGGAGGGCCCUGGCCCCGCCCAGUGCAUGCCCCUCAAACUUCGGUUCAAACGGCGCUGGAGUGAGGAUUGCCGCCUGGAGGGAGGCGGUGGCGGGGGGCAGGAGGAGGAGGACAAGAAGGUCAGGGCUGGGACCCCCUUGGCCCCAAGGCGGGUUAGUGCUGACCUCCAGCAUGCCACUGCCCAGCUCUCCUUGGAACACCGAGAUUCCUGAGGGGGGCUGCCCUGGAUCUCCCCAACCCCUGCCCCUUCCACCCCAUCCUUUACUUCUCUGCUGCCUUAAUUCUGCCCUCUCCCUGGUCAACAGAGGCGGAGGCCGGCCAGUGUGGGGAGGGGGGAGCAGACAGCUCUUGGGGACCCUUCCCCCAGGCCAGGGGACAUUCCUGGUCCCCUCUUCUGGACCCUUGCCUUCUUCCUCCUCCCCUCUCCUCUUUUGUAUAAAACUUUUGGUUUUUUCUUUUUUAA